CAAGCUCAGGUCGAGCAGCCCAGGAUCGAGCAGCCUGGGAUCGAGCAGCCCUGGGUCGAACCGAAUGCCGAGCGCGAACAACAGGCACAGUCCAAUGAGCGGCCGAAUAGGAGGGCGGAAGAGGAGGCAUCCUCCAUCAGGACUGUUAACCCGCAAGCACGGGAUGAGACAUUGGAGCAGUUGUUGGCCCAAGUUCGCGACUUACAAGCCCGAGUCGAAGGGUGGAAAACUGGUGUUUCAAGGGGACAUCCAUUCUCGCAGCACAUCCUCGACGCCGACCUGCCUCAAGGUUUCUGUGACCUAAACAUAAGCUACGAUGGGUCGACUGAUCCGUCUCGACAUAUGAGGAGUUUCAAGAACAUGACAGUGCUCCAUCGAUAUAACGAUUCAGUGCAGUGCCGAGCCUUUCUGAUGACCUUGAGGGGCUCUGCCCAGGAUUGGUUCCAUCAACUGCCUCCAGGGGCCAUCAAAUAUUUCGAUGGAUUUAACUCGAGUUUUCUCAAUCAAUUCGCAAGUGUUAGGCCACAGGAGAAGAAGAACUCCUCGACUGGGGAGAUAAAGGGGUCCCCGCAAGCUGAAAGAGAAGGACGUCCUAGGGGUUGCAGGCCUACCCAGUACACCCCUUUGGCAGCUCCCCAAGCCAGGAUUCUCGAGGUCAUGGAAAGGGAGAUUCGUGACGACGUGGUGAGAUGGCCCAGGACAAGAAAUGAUAGACCGACAAAACCUAAGAGCAACUUAUACAGUCGAUUCCACAAAGAUUAUGGGCAUAAUACCGACGAUUGCAGACACCUCAAGGAUGAGAUCGAGAGGUUGAUAAAAGCGGGCCACUUAAAAGAGGUCAUAUAUAAGGAUCGCGAGAGGACGGGCCAAAAAAGAGAAAGAAGCAGGAGCCCUCGUAAAAGGACGAGAUCACCUGAGAAAGAGCUUCCCCCGAAAAGGGGAGUAAUUCAUAUAAUUUUCAGUGGGCUAACUAAUGGAGACUCAAAUCGAGCAAGAAAAGCAUAUGCCCGAGGGAAACACGCUAAGGUCGAGGUGCAGCAAGUCGAUGAGGGAGGCCUAGUGAUGAAUUUUGGGCCAGCAGAUGUGGGAGAGGUCGAAAGGCCUCACAAUGAUGCCUUGAUGAUAACCGCCCAAGUAUCAGAAUAUGAAGUACAAAGAAUCUUUGUCGACACAGGGAGUUCGGUAAAUGUGAUCUUCUAUGACUGUCUCAAGCGGAUGGAGCUCGACAUCGAGCUCGUGCUUCUACACACACCACUCUUUGGGUUCAAUGGAUCAGAAGUCGCACCCCUAGGAGAAACCACACUCACUGUC
Molecule: messenger RNA, 1311 nt
Organism: Striga hermonthica
Lineage: Eukaryota; Viridiplantae; Streptophyta; Magnoliopsida; Lamiales; Orobanchaceae
Source: the annotation of a GenBank genome assembly